Messenger RNA from Medicago truncatula (barrel medic), 973 nucleotides. Its product is annotated as 50S ribosomal protein L6, chloroplastic. NCBI's taxonomy places the organism in Eukaryota, Viridiplantae, Streptophyta, Magnoliopsida, Fabales, Fabaceae. Gene Ontology annotation, molecular function: rRNA binding; structural constituent of ribosome. Bases 131 to 811 code for a protein of 226 amino acids. The transcript is spliced from 3 exons. Gene Ontology annotation, cellular component: ribosome. Gene Ontology annotation, biological process: translation. The record is from RefSeq and is a predicted model, not a curated record.
CCAACAAACAGUAGUUACCGUUUUACCACCAUCAUACACACACACACACACAGUAUAACCGAAGUAGAUAACAGGAUAAGGAACAUUUUUGCAAACAUUCGCAAAAAGCAAAGCCUUGUGGCUUGUAACAAUGGCUUCUUCAGUUACCUCUUCGUUUCAACUAAGCAAUUUUAAGUCAUCUUUUGUUGGCGAGAGAAGUAGGAUCAGAAUUUCAAGUGCUCCUGCUACUCAUGUUGGGUUCUUUAGAAAGACUACCGAAUGUAAGGAAUCACGUAUUGGGAAACAACCAAUUCCCGUUCCAUCCAAUGUAACCAUCAAAAUGGAAGGGCAAUAUUUCCAUGCGAAAGGUCCUUUGGGAGAACUUUCAUUAACUUAUCCUCGAGAAGUUAAGGUUGAGAGGCAAGAAGAAGGGGUUUUAAAGGUCAGUAAGGCAGUUGAAACUAGAAGGGCGAAUCAAAUGCACGGGCUUUUCAGGACACUUACGGACAACAUAGUGGUUGGAGUAUCUAAAGGUUUUGAAAAGAAACUUCAACUUAUUGGUGUCGGUUAUCGUGCUACGGUAGAAGGAAACGAAGUAGUGUUGAAUCUUGGAUUUUCUCAUCCUGUUAAGAUGACAAUCCCUGAAGGCCUCAAAGUGAAAGUAGACGAAAACACCAGAAUCACAGUUAGUGGAUAUGACAAGUCUGAGAUCGGGCAGUUUGCGGCUUCGAUUAGAAAAUGGAGACCUCCAGAACCCUACAAAGGUAAGGGUAUCAAAUAUGAAGAUGAAGUUGUAAGGAGAAAGGAAGGAAAAGCAGGGAAGAAGAAGUGAUGUAGAGUCUCAGUUUUCCUUUUUAAAUUUAUCUCUCGUGGUUUUUCAUUGUUUGAUAGUAAUGGAAAUUAUAUAUCUACCGAGCAAAAGAAAUUCAUAUUUAUUUUGUAAGCUAGAAUCAUUUGUUUUUAUGAAAGUCAAAGCAUGCUAUCCCAUAAGUCA